AUGCUGUCUGCCACCUGGGGCAGCCUUUUGACUUCACUUCUGGUGACACCACUUGAUGUCGUCCGUGUGCGCCUGCAGUCUCAGACAAACGCAGCUCAUCAGCCGUCUCGGUUUACCGCCCAUACAACGCGAACAUUCAAAGCGCUUCCAGCGGAUCUUGGGGUUACUGCGUGUUGUCGGGAAGUAUUUUGGGUGGGAAAUAAUGCCGAAAUGUGUCUGGUCGGCGGCAAUGGGUCCGCCAGCCGCGGUUCGAGCAUUCUUGUCGACUGUGCGGUCGAACAUACGCGACAACGGACAUUUACCUCGACGCUAGAUGCGUUGCAGAAGAUAGCUCGCUACGAAGGACCCUUGACGUUAUGGCGGGGUCUCAGUCCAACUCUCCUGAUGGCCAUUCCCGCCAAUGUGAUCUAUUUCACUGGCUACGACUGGUUACGUUCCGAUCCUCGCAGCCCCAUCCGCAAAAUUAUCGGGGACGCCUAUGUCCCCUUAGUCGCGGGAGCAGCGGCAAGAAUUGCAGCAGCUUCUGUCAUCAGCCCGAUCGAAAUGUUCCGAACCCGGCUACAAGCCACGCCCGGCACGGGGACGGAUCAUUUCCGAGCGACACUGCGGGGACUGCACGAGAUGACUCAGGCACAAGGAUACAGUUCUCUCUGGCGUGGCUUGACGCUGACGAUGUGGCGGGAUGUCCCCUUUUCUGGUCUUUACUGGUGGGGUUACGAGCAAAUUCGAAAUGCCCUGACCGAUCUGCGGGAGAGGGCACACCGUGGCCAGGGUGCUGUCGAGCCCCGUCGAAGUCGUCGCGCAUCGCAGUCCCAUCAGAACUCGACGUCGACAUUUAUUGACAGCUUCGUCGCCGGCUCUCUUUCGGGAGCAGCGGCCGCAUUUGUGACGACGCCAUUUGAUGUUGGCAAGACGCGUCAGCAGGUCUUCCGACAGAGUGGUGACACUGUCUCUAAGGCGGGGCCUGUCCGCGAUGCGGGAGCAGUAGGGCGGUCGGAGCUGCGACCGGAACAGCUGCCGAUGCCCAAAUUCCUGUUCCACAUCUUUCGCACAGAGGGGCUCUCUGGAUUGUUCAGGGGAUGGGUGGCACGAUGCCUGAAGGUGGCACCGGCGUGUGCCAUCAUGAUCUCGAGCUAUGAGAUUGGAAAGAAGUUGGCGCAAGGAGUCAACGAGCGCCGUCAGACUGAGACCGAGGGCGACAGGGUUUGA
Rasamsonia emersonii CBS 393.64 is the source of this 1209-nucleotide messenger RNA. RefSeq names its product Mitochondrial carrier protein. The transcript is spliced from 2 exons. The record is from RefSeq and is a predicted model, not a curated record. Gene Ontology annotation, biological process: mitochondrial transmembrane transport. Lineage: Eukaryota; Fungi; Ascomycota; Eurotiomycetes; Eurotiales; Trichocomaceae. Bases 1 to 1209 code for a protein of 402 amino acids.